Molecule: messenger RNA, 909 nt
Organism: Sorex fumeus (smoky shrew)
Lineage: Eukaryota; Metazoa; Chordata; Mammalia; Eulipotyphla; Soricidae
Product: butyrophilin subfamily 1 member A1-like
Exons: 6
Molecular function (GO): protein binding
Source: RefSeq, a predicted model, not a curated record
AUGAACCUGCAGAGGAGGUCAGUGCCGCGUCGAGGUCCUGAGUUGGUUUUUGAUGAAGCAGGGCUGUCAGCUGUAGAGUUUUUGAAUAGGGGAAAAUCAUACCUGAAAAAACCCACACUCAGGACUGAGGGGCUGUUCAGCGUGGAGGCGGCGCUGGUGGUGAGAGACAGCGACAUGGGGAACGUGACCUGCUCCAUCCUCAACCCCAUCCUGGACCAGGAAAAGGCCAUGGCCAUAUUCAUCCCAGACAAGAGGAAGACUGAGUACUUGGCUGCCUGGAGGAAGGCCCAGCUGUAUGCAGAUUGGUGCAAGGACAAGUUCCUGACCUGGCCUGUCACUCUGGAUCUAGGAUCUGCCCAUCCCAACAUUGUUGUCUCUCACAAGAAUAAAAGUCUGACCUUGAUGGACACUAAUUCAGUAUCAGAAGACACACAUAGCAUCUUAGGCCUUGAGGGCAUCACAUCAGGGCACUGUUGUUGGGAGGUGGAAAUCAGGAAUGGAGACAGAAACAUUUGGUUUCUAGGGGUCUGUAGAGAAGAUGUGAAAAGGACAGGCUGGUACAACAAGUCUUCAGACAAGAGUUUCUGUGUUGGGGGGAAUUUUGAAGAAGGAUUUCAUGCUUUAACUACUUCUUGAACUCCCCUGUUCCUUAGUUAGGUUCCCCACAGGCUGCGGAUUUUCCUGGACCCUGAGGAAGGAGAUGUCUCAUUCUAUAACAUGACUGAUGGCUCCCACAUUUACUCCUUCUCUCAUGUUUCCUUCUCUGGGACCCUCUUUCCAUACUUUAUGAUUCACUCAGGAGCUGUGUCCCUGUCCAUCUGCUCCGUGGUGGGUGGGCCUGAGCCCCCUGUGCCCAUUAAGUUUUCCUUUUUCUCAGGAGGAGCCUGUGAGCUCAGACUUUGGUGUUGA